CACCCCUCCUGGGCGCCGCGGGUCUGCCGACGCCUCCCGCGGGCCCUCCGCCCCACGCGACCCGGCUCGCUCGCCCUUCCCCUUCCGCGCCUUCCCUCCCCUGUGCCGCACCCUCGCAUCCCCUUUGCGCCGCCGGCCCGAGGCGCCGAGCUCCGUGGUCUUAUGAUUGGCGCUGCGUCCUAUCCCCCGAACUUCUCAGUCCCCGUCCCUUCAUCCACCCACCAGCGCCUGGCACCACGCCUUGGCAUGUACCCAGUAGGUGCUCACCCCCAGGUUUCCCUAGAUGCCAGUUAAAAUUCCUUGUCCUGCUUGAAGAUCAUCUGUGGAAACGUUGGCCAUGGCAUCCGUAUCAGAGUCUAUUACAUUCAGAGAGUUCUGCCCUUUGUACUAUCUCCUCAAUGCCAUUCCCACAAAGAUCCAGAAGGGGUUCCGCUCCAUAGUGGUCUACCUCACGGCCCUGGACGCCAACGGGGACUACAUUGCCGUGGGCAGUAGCAUUGGCAUGCUCUACCUGUACUGCCGGCACUUGAACCAGAUGAAGAAGUACAACUUUGAGGGGAAAACGGAAUCCAUCACGGUGGUGAAACUGCUGAGCUGCUUCGAUGACCUGGUGGCUGCAGGCACAGCCUCUGGGAGGGUUGCAGUCUUUCAACUUGUAUCCUCGUUGCCAGGGAGAAAUAAACAGCUUCGGAGAUUUGACGUCACUGGUAUUCACAAGAAUAGCAUAACAGCUCUGGCUUGGAGCCCCAAUGGAAUGAAAUUGUUCUCUGGAGAUGACAAAGGGAAAAUUGUCUUUUCUUCUCUGGAUCUGGAUCAGGGCGUCUGCCACUCCCGCCUGGUGCUGGAGGAGCCGGCUUCCAUCGUGCAGCUGGACUACAGCCAGAAGGUGCUGCUCGUCUCGACUGCGCAGAGGAGUCUGCUCUUCCACACCGAGGAGAAGUCUGUCCGGCAGAUCGGAGCGCAGCCACGGAAAAGCACUGGGAAAUUUGGUGCUUGUUUUAUACCAGGACUUUGUAAGCAAAGCGAUCUAACCUUGUACGCAUCACGGCCUGGGCUCCGGCUGUGGAAGGCUGACAUCCAUGGGACCGUUCAGGCCACGUUUAUCUUAAAAGAUGUCUUUGCUGGAGGAGUCAAGCCUUUCGAGCUUUACCCGCGCCUGGAAUCCUCUGAAAAGGGAAGUUGCAGCUCUCCCGAGAAACACCUGGGGAUUGUUUCAUGUUUCUUUCAAGAAGGCUGGGUGUUGAGUUGGAAUGAAUAUAGUAUUUAUCUUCUAGACACUGUCAACCAGGCCACAAUUGCUGGUUUGGAAGGAUCAGGUGAUAUCGUGUCUGUUUCCUGCACAGAAAAUGAAAUAUUUUUCUUAAAGGGAGACAGGAACAUUAUAAGAAUUUCAAGCAGGCCUGAAGGACUAGCAUCAAUAGUGCGGGACGGUCUGGAGACGUCGGGAUGCCCAGAGCAAGUCCACGGGCAGCGUGCGGAGCAGCCGCCGGGGGCCACGCCUUCCGAGACGAGGCUCAGAGGCUCUUCCGUGGCCAGCUCCGUGGCCAGCGAGCCCAGGAGCCGGAGCAGCUCUCUCAACUCCACCGACAGCGGCUCCGGGCCGCAGGCAGCUCCCGAGCUGGGCAAGAGCAGCCAGCUCACCUCGAAGAGAUUCAGCGUGAUCAGCUCGGAGGACUUCGACCAAGAGCUCAUUGUGAAGCCUCUCAAAGUGAAGAAGAAGAAGAGGAAGAAGAAGACAGAAGGUGGAAGCGGGACUACCUGCCCCAGUUCCCUUGAAUCGACUCCCUGCUGGGAGUGUCCUGGCGAUAGCCCCCAGUCCCUGAACACGGACCUGCUGUCCACCACCUCGAGUUUGGGCAGCAUCGUGGAUCAGUCCAGCACAGGGUCUCCUGACCAGGAGUGCAGUCUCAGCGGUGAGGCCAACAGUGUCCUGCCAGAAUACAGCGACCCCGAAACAUUUAGUGUCUUGGAGGUGCCCCUCCCCGCCCCUGACUCAUUGAAGGAAGAAGGUGACGGAAGAACCGAAAUCCCACCACGUGACGGCGCAGGCGAGACGCAGCCGCCUAGUGGGGUGUUGAGUUCACCCUGGCAUCCGAGGGAGGACGCGGAAGGGGGUGAUGACGUCGCGGAACUCGAAGAGGAGCCCUGUCCCGUGAGCGGUGGGCCAGGGAGCGCACAGUCACCCUGCCGAGAGCAGGGCAGCUCAGCGGAGGCCCGGGAGGCGGGGGGCGUGGAGCCUGCUGAGCCCCAGAGCACUCUUCCGGAAGCCCCCCUCCCGGGCUCACCCCCGGUGCCUUCCAGCCUCAGCUGGGCUCCCGGCACUGAGCGGUGGCUUCCAGCGACCAGAGCUGAGGAGCCCAGUGAAGGGCAGGGCUUCCUGAGGCACCUGGGGGCCCCAGGCCACCUCGGCUCGAGUCCCCGGCACGCUGUUACUGACGAUGACACAGGCCAGCAAGCAGUGGCUGCGUCCGAAUGUGACUUGGGGAGCGCAGGAGGACGACGGCCUCGCUGGGUCUCUGCCUCGGUGGCCAGCGCCCGUGAGCAGCCCUCACGGGACCAGGCGUUGACGUCCAGUGACGAGGAGGACAUCUAUGCCCACGGGCUGCCCUCUUCGUCCUCGGAGACGAGCGUGACAGAGCUGGCAGGGAGCCGCUCCCUGCAGGACCUGCGCCCGCCGGGCACAGACGAGCCCGGGCUGCUGAAGUCAGAGGAGAUGUGCCUCUGGAUUCUCCGUCCUGAUGAUGUGUGGCAUUGGGGCAGCUCUCACCACGUGCCAGGUGCCAUGCUAAGCACUUUACAGUUUGCAGAAAGCUGGAUGGGUUACUCCGGGCCGGGCUACGGCAUUCUCAGCUUGGCGGUCUCCGAGAAGUACAUUUGGUGCCUGGACUACAAAGGCGGCCUGUUCUGCAGCGCGUUGCCGGGCGCUGGGCUGCGCUGGCAGAAGUUUGAAGAUGCCGUCCAGCAGGUGGCAGUCUCACCCUCAGGAGCCCUUCUCUGGAAGAUUGAACAGAAAUCUAACCGAGCCUUUGCUUGUGGAAAAGUGACCAUCAAGGGGAAGCGUCACUGGUACGAAGCUCUGCCCCAGGCGGUGUUUGUGGCCCUGAGCGAUGACACGGCCUGGAUCAUCAGGACAAAUGGGGACCUGUACCUGCAGACAGGUCUCAGCGUGGAUCGCCCCUGUGCCAGAGCCGUAAAGGUUGACUGUCCGUACCCACUGUCCCAGGUCGCAGCCCGGAACAGCGUGGUGUGGGCGCUGACGGAGCAGAGGGUCCUCCUGUACCGGGAGGGUGUGAGCAGCUUCUGUCCUGAAGGGGAGCUCUGGAAAUGCGACAUCGUCAGUGAAAGGCAGGCUUUGGAACCUGUCUGUAUCACUCUCGGGGACCAACAGACCCUAUGGGCCCUGGACAUCCGAGGACAUCUGUGGUUCAGAACUGGCAUCGUCUCCAAGAAGCCCCAAGGGGACGACGACCACUGGUGGCAAGGUGUCUGCCCGUCUCCCCUCCAGGUGAGCAUCACAGACUAUGUGGUGUUUGACCAGUGCAGCUUGUUCCAGACCAUAAUCCAUGCCACACACUCGGUGGCCACAGCGGCCCAGGUGCCUGUUGAGAAGGUGGCGGAUAAACUGCGCAUGGCGUUGUGGUCUCAGCAGCUCCAGUGCCAGCCAAGCCUUCUAGGGGUCAACAGCAGCGGCGUCUGGAUCUCCUCGGGCAAGAAUGAAAUCCACGUCUCUAGAGGAAGUCUCAUCGGCACUUACUGGAAUAACGUUGUUCCCCGGGGGACAGCUUCUGCCACGAAGUGGGCCUUUGUGUUGGCUUCCACUGCUCCCACAAAGGAAGGAAGCUCCCUGUGGCUCUGCCAGAGCAGCAAGGACCUGUGCCGCGUCAGCGCCCAGCACGCCCAGUCACGCCCGUCCACCGUGCAGCUGCCCCCCGACGCCGAGAUGAGGGCCUACGCCGCCUGCCAAGACGCCCUGUGGGCCCUGGACAGCCUCGGCCAGGUGUUCAUCCGGACGCUGUCCGCGAGCUGCCCCACGGGCAUGCACUGGACGAGGCUGGACCUCUCGCAGCUAGGAGCUGUAAAACUGAUGAGCCUGGCAUGUGGAAAUCAGCACGUCUGGGCCUGUGAUUCCAGGGGUGGAGUUUACUUCCGCGUGGGUACCCAGCCUCUGAAUCCCAGUCUGAUGCUUCCAGCCUGGAUAAUGAUUGAACCGCCUGUCCAGCCCGCCGGGGUCGCCCUGGUCAGCGUCCACUCCAGCCCCAGCGACCAGAUGCUGUGGGCCCUGGACAGCAGGUGGAACGUGCACGUCCGCGUUGGGAUCACCGAGGAGAUGCCGGUGGGGACCGACUGGGAGCACGUGCCAGGGUUGCAGGCCUGCCAGCUGGCCUUGAGCGCCAGGACCGUGUGGGCCCGCUGCCCCAACGGGGAUCUCGCCCGACGGUACGGCGUCACCGACAGAAACCCUGCCGGAGACUACUGGAAGAAGAUUCCUGGGCACGUGACGUGUUUCACAGUGACCUUGUCAGACGAGCUGUGGGCAGUGGGCCCCCCCGGCUCCCUCCUGCAGCGGCUGACGAGGACUUGCAGCCGCUCCCACGGCGCCCAGAGCAGCCCGGCCACCGCCCCCCACCCCGAGGACCUGGACGACGAGUGGGAGGUCAUCUGAGGGAGCUCUCGGCGGGCAGGCCGCCGAGACUCGUGUGGUGGACACGGGCGGUUUUGAGUCACUCGCCCUUGGACACGCCUCGCCCGCUCUCGUCAGACACGUCUAGCCAGGUUGGACGCCCCACUCUUGCUUUCCUCCGUGUUUGUUUCCAUCUCGUUCCAGAACCCACAGCCUCGGCCGAGAGGUCCGGAGCCGUGGCUGUAGCAGCAGUGCCUCUGAACUCCCGCUGAGGCCGUCCCCGAGUGGGACGGUGGCCGCUCCAGUUGCAUGCGCUACGGUUACCGUCAUCUGCCGCGGUCACCUUCCCAUCACUGACCGCUCCCGGGCCCGUGGAGCCCAAGGUCCGUGCCGUCCACCUGCUGAAUAUGUUCCUGGGAUGGCUUCGUCUCCAUCACAGGGUCCCUCCACCUCCUCUCUGAGAUGCAAGCCCCAGCACCCGUUCCCCGUUGGACACACCAGAUGGGAAGCCAGCUGUGCCAGGACAGGAACACACGCGUAGCGACAUGCACACGCCACGCACGCCCUGCCUGCCCGCUCCCAGGGGGCCAGGCUCGCCUCCAGCAGAACAAUAAAGGCCAGUGGGUGACCCGGAAUACGGAAGUGUGCGUGUGUAUCCGAGGCAGGUGUGGUGGGACGUGGGAACCUUAGCCAUGUUAGUGACAUAGGAAUGUCUUAGGGUGACACUCAGCCCUGCUGCUGGUGACGUCAUGAAAACCAGAAGCACCUUCAGAGGAUGAAUCUACUAAUUCUUGCCUUUUUUGUUUGUUGUAUUACAAACCUACAUGAGAUACCUCACUUGAAAUCAGAUCUUACAAAUUUAGAAGAGAAAUGUAUUUUCUGAAACCAGGGGAAGGCCUUUGAUUCCUUCCCCUGGUGUAUCCUGCGCCUGCACCGUUCUCGGCUGCAGCCUCAGAGGGUGGACGCCGCCCUGCGUGCCCUCGAUGUGCGGGGCCGCCACGGGACCUGCCUGCUGGCUGCGAGUGGCAGCCAGGCAGUGUCGGCGGGCAUCUGGGUGGGUGCCCAGCGAGGUUGAAACGGGGGCCUGCUGUGGCCACGUCCGACUUCGGUCCCUGGGCUCGGCCUGCAGUGCCCACGCUUGUCGCUGGCAUCUGAGCUGUAGGACUCGGCAGCCCAGCCAGGCAUCCGCCCUGAGCCCGCCACCGCCCCCCCCCCUCGGAGGCAGCCCCACGGAAGGACUCCAGCCUGGCUGCUUUUUUUAGCCUGCCCUUGGCCCGGGGCCCAGUUACUCAAUGCCUGUUUUCUACUAAGCAAGUGUGUCCCGGAGCCCCCAGGCCACAGGUGAAGAGCGGUAAGAUUUGUUCUCUGACAGGACCCAGCCAGCCGCGAGGAUGGAGGCUUUCCAGGCCUAAAUGAGGGCAAGAUGCUGAAAUCCAGACCUUGCUCACUGCUUCCCUUUUACAGAACCUUUUUCUCCAAGCCUGGUGGCAGCAGAGGGGGCCCAGGCCGGCUGAGGCCCCUCUUCUGCGUUUGUUGUGCCUUGCCCAGCUCCUCAGAUGGCAGCGCUCUCCUGAACCCACGGGACUUCAGUGCAAUUAAACCCCAGUCCAGUUAGUUUGAUACGUUUAAACUACUUGUAGCCUUUUUUUUUUUUUUUUUAGUUGUGCUUUGAGACAGUGCAAUAAACUAGACUUUUCCGAG
Balaenoptera acutorostrata (minke whale) is the source of this 6322-nucleotide messenger RNA. It is a transcript of the gene TECPR2, whose product is annotated as tectonin beta-propeller repeat containing 2. Lineage: Eukaryota; Metazoa; Chordata; Mammalia; Artiodactyla; Balaenopteridae. The coding region runs from base 338 to 4663 and encodes 1441 amino acids. The record is from RefSeq and is a predicted model, not a curated record. Gene Ontology annotation, molecular function: protein binding. The transcript has 21 exons.